AUGGCCUCCGGGACCAUCGGCCCCGACGAGGCCAAGGGCCCGGGCCAUGCCCUGGUCCUCCGGCUUGUCGACCGCAUUCGGCAGCUCGAGCAUCAGAUAUACUCCAAUGAGCUUGAUUCCAGGGCAUCAAGCUCCGAUACAGAUGCCACAUCGCGCUUGGGCCACCUGAUGAAGCGUGCUCAGGCCGGGCUCGACUCCGGACUGGCAUACAUUCUCGGGGAGGAGGAGGUGGCCCAGGCAAACCAGGACGCCGCCCGCAUCCGGGAGGCGGAGGAAGCGUGUGCCGAUCUGCAGGCCCGCCUGGAUGCAGCCCGGACGCAGGUGCAGAAGGACGCCGUCCACAUCAUGCACCUGACCCGCCAGCUGGACGCCGAGCGCCAGAACGCGGCGGCUGAGAGGAUGCUGGCUGGGUCCAGCAUGGAGGCCGCGCUGAUGGAUGCCAGGCGAGCGGCGCAUGAAGAGGCGGCGACGGCCCUGGGGCGGGCAGAGGCGCGGGCCGGGGAGGAGCUGGCCGCCGCGGCCGCGGCGGCGCAGGAGGCCCUGCGCGCCGCGGCUGCGGAGGUGGACUUGCUGCGGAGCGGCCGCGCGGCCCUGGCCCAGGAGCUGAACGAGACCAGGGUGCGGCUGGAGCGGGCCUUGGCGGCCGCCGACGACUUCCACGCCCGCUUCCUGCAGGAGCGGGCCGAGCGGCGCAAGGUGCACGAGGAGCUGCAGAGCCUGCGCGGCAACAUCCGCACCCUGCGCGUCCGCUGCGGCGACCGCCGCACGCAGGAGUUUGAGUUUGGCACAGUGGCAGACGCAGGCGUGAGCCAGGCUGAGCUGUUCGAGGAGGUGGCGCCGCUGGUGCGGUCGGUGGCAGACGGGCACAACGUCUGCAUCUUCGCCUACGGCCAGACGGGUUCUGGCAAGACGCACACCGUCACCGGCCCGGCGCAUGACCCGGGGCUGGCGGCGCGCGCCGCCGACGCGCUGUGCGCGCUGGCCUCGGCCGAGGGCGCCGAGCGCCGUGCGCUGGAGGUGGGCAUGCUGGAGGUGUACGGCGACGUGGACGUGCUGGCGCUGCUGCGCGAGGGCUGCGCGGCGCGCGCCACCGCCGGCACCGCGCUCAACGCCGCCUCCUCCCGCUCCCACGCCGUGCUUUCCAUCCGGGCCAGUGACCCGGACGGUCUCGCCGGCGCCAGCGUGCUGCACCUGGUGGACCUAGCAGGUUCCGAGCGCGUCGCGCGCUCCGAGGUGACGGGCCAGCAGCUGCGGGAGGCGCAGGCCAUCAACAAGUCGCUGUCGGCGCUGGGGGACGUGAUGGCGGCGCUGGCGACACGCGCGCCGCACGUGCCCUUCCGCAACUCGCGCCUGACCCAGGUGCUGCAGGACUCGCUCUGCGGCUCUAGCAAGGUGCUCCUGGUGUGCUGCCUGGACCCGGACCCAGCCUCCGCCCCGGAGUCGCUGUCAUCCCUGGCCUUUGCCGCGCGCGCGGCGCGCCUUGCUCUGCCCACCAUGGAGCCGGUGCGAACACCUGCCGCAAACUAUUCCAUGGUGUCGGUGGCGGAGGCCGUCGAGACGGCGCUGGGCGCGACGAGGCCGCUCCCUCCCCAGGAUUUCAGCUACAUCGAUGCACUAGGACUGACCCUGGCGGAAGAUGUGCUGGCCAGAGAUCCGAUCCCCGCGUACAGGGCCAGCAUUAAGGACGGGUAUGCCGUCAGGGCUGUCGAUGGGCCUGGCGUUUACCCCGUGGCUUUUGAGGCGUUUGCAGGGGCCGAGCCGGAGACCCUCCCCCCCGGCACCGUGGCCUACAUCGGUACGGGCGGGCCGCUGCCCGAGGGGGCGGAUGCCGUGGUCCAAAUCGAGGAUACCCUGGAUCAGGGAGCGGACGAUCGUGGCCAGCGACUGGUCAAGAUCCUCGUGGAGGUGCCCGGCCCGGGGUAUGAUGUGAGGCAGAUCGGGAGUGAUGUCGCUCAGGGCGAGGUCAUCCUGCCGGCAGGGCAUCACCUGCUGCCCGCGGAGAUCGGGAUCCUAGCCGGCUCCGGGGCCGUCACCGUGAAGGCCUAUCCCCGGCCACGCGUGGCCGUGCUUUCCACUGGUGACGAAGUCAAGGAUCCGGCGGCCGUUGCACUUGGGCCGGGCCAGGUCAGGGACACCAACAGGGCCAUGCUCAUGGCGGCGGUCAGCGAGGCGGGGGCGCUGACGCAGGAUCUGGGCAUCGCAGGAGACACCGAGGAAGAAAGCACGGCGGCAUUCCGCAGGGCGCUGGAUGGGGGCGCUGACGUCAUGCUGAUCACGGGUGGGGUGUCCAUGGGCCAGCGUGACUACAUCAAGCCCCUCUUGGAAGCGCAGGGCACAGUGCACUUUGGCAAGGUGUGCAUGAAGCCUGGCAAGCCGCUCACCUUUGCGGAGGUGCCGCGGGAGGGCAGGGCCCCCCUACUUGUCUUCGGCCUGCCUGGGAACCCAGUUAGCGGCCUGGUCACUUUCAACCUGGUGGUGCUUCCCUGCCUGAGACGGCUGCAGGGCUGGGGGGACCCAGGCCUGCGGCGAGUGCAUGCCAGGCUCUCCUUUGACAUAAAGCAGGACCCCGCCAGGCCAGAGUACCACCGCGCCAUCGGGUCUUGGAGAAGGAUGGCGGGGGGCGAUGGGUGGGAACUCGUGGCACAAUCCACGGGAGGACAGAUCAGCAGCCGCCUGCUCAGUCUCCGGGCCGCCAACCUGCUCCUGGAGAUCCCCAGGGUGAGUCAUAGUCCGGGGUACAAUGAGCUCAGUGCAUGA
Molecule: messenger RNA, 2757 nt
Organism: Auxenochlorella protothecoides
Lineage: Eukaryota; Viridiplantae; Chlorophyta; Trebouxiophyceae; Chlorellales; Chlorellaceae
Product: Molybdopterin biosynthesis protein CNX1
Exons: 15
Coding region: 1-2757 (918 amino acids)
Biological process (GO): molybdenum incorporation into molybdenum-molybdopterin complex; Mo-molybdopterin cofactor biosynthetic process; microtubule-based movement
Cellular component (GO): cytoplasm; cytosol
Molecular function (GO): microtubule binding; microtubule motor activity; molybdopterin molybdotransferase activity
Source: RefSeq, a predicted model, not a curated record